Messenger RNA from Hermetia illucens (black soldier fly), 1420 nucleotides. RefSeq lists its product as uncharacterized. The transcript has a single exon. Lineage: Eukaryota; Metazoa; Arthropoda; Insecta; Diptera; Stratiomyidae. The record is from RefSeq and is a predicted model, not a curated record. Bases 732 to 1133 code for a protein of 133 amino acids.
GGAGACAAAAUUUCAAAUGUCUGUAAAAAAGGAGAGGAACGCAAUUAGUCAAUGUUCACAGGUACCAUAUAUCCAUUUUCAGGUUUACCUCUUUAUCAUGUUCAAUUUGUGUGAUGUUUUGUAAAAUAUUGUUGGCUGAGUGAGAUAGGAAAUGCCGACAAAGAAAAUAAUGAUGGCCAAUAAAAAUUGAAGUCAAAUAAAUGUUGGUUGGUUGUUGAUGGGACGCAUAUAUAUUUUUUAGGCACCUUUUUUCAGGAAGGACAGCUUCAAUUGAGGAAUAGGUAGCUGAACGAAAGUUUCCAUUGUUUUAUUGUUUUGCAAGCAUUUGCCUUGUGUAGGAUCAGUAGUAAUAUUUAUGGAUUAAGUAUUUUCCGGCGGGGUGAGCUGGCUAAUCCCAAAUAUGAGGAUUAUGAUAGGCAAUAAAAAGUAAGUCUAGUUUAAUGAAAUGAAAGGAAAAUUCUUAAUACAUGUUCAAAGGUGAAACAUAUUGUUAACAUUCAUGUCGCCCUUGGUAAUGAUUAAUUAGGAGAUUACCUGAUACAAUACAAAUAGGAACAUUAUAUUCGUAGAUAGUCAGUAAGUUAUAAGCCGCUUACACCAUACAUUGUAUUUUUUUCAGCUAAAUUUAUAAAAUUAAUUAAGAAAAACCUUAUACUACUUACAUUUGCCAUUGUUUGCUGUAUAUUUUAAAUUAUUAUUGAAAGAAGUUAUUUACAUUUGCAGUAAGUAGUAUGACAGGGAUUGUAGAUACUGAGGCGUGGAGGGAGUUUUUCUCCGUGCUACAAACCUCGCCGGAGCUUUGGAAGAUCAAAGCGGAUGUCUUUAAAGGCAAACAUAAGAAAAAAAUUGCACUUUCGAAACUAUUGGAAGUGUACAAGUCCAUAGACGGCAACGCAAAUGAAGACACCGUGAAAAAAAGACUUCAAAAUAUAAGAAGCUGCUUCCGCAGAGAGUGUAAAAAAGUUGAGAGGAGCCGAAAAUCUGGAGCUGACGUCGAGGAGGAAUAUGUACCAACGUUAUGGUACUUUGAUCUAGUUGAGUUCUUGAGGGAUCAAGAAAUCCAGCUGAGUGGUACGUCUACCGUCGACUUGCAUGAUGGAGAUCUUGAGCUACCAACGGUAAGUAACUAUUAAUCUAAGAUUCUAUACUUACAUUUCAAAUUAUUCGUUAAUUUAUGUUACAAUUAACGUUAUUUAAUUAUUUCAGGAAACAUUAAGUCAAACAAACAUGAUUUGAGAAAGGAUAAUUAGCAAGUGGAUCAUAGGCCGUUAAUUUCUUUGUCUUUCUUUACAUUGUAUUAAAUUAAAAUAUGAACACAUAAAAAUAAGAAGUUGGUAAACCACAUUCUAACUAACCUCUUGGUGAAAGCUGACACAGAUAUAUUUAUAUCUGCACUUCCUAUAUCAGCAUUAUUACCUUC